Molecule: messenger RNA, 2957 nt
Organism: Salvia splendens (bonfire salvia)
Lineage: Eukaryota; Viridiplantae; Streptophyta; Magnoliopsida; Lamiales; Lamiaceae
Product: proline-rich receptor-like protein kinase PERK3
Exons: 8
Coding region: 527-2671 (714 amino acids)
Biological process (GO): protein phosphorylation
Molecular function (GO): ATP binding; protein kinase activity
Source: RefSeq, a predicted model, not a curated record
GUCCAAAUUAUGGACCACGUUUAACAACAGUGGGUAGUAUUGAAUCCGACUUGACUGACGUCUACCGUUGGACGAAGACAAUUUUCCGUCAAGAGCUCCACCAUACCGUGCGCGCUCAUCCUCAAAAUAUUUCUGUGUACUGAUGUCUUACUGAAGCAGACGAAAGAUACACGCGCGCCACAAUCAUUACAUUUACUUGAAUCGUUCUCCGUUUUUCUCUCUCUACAAUCCCUUCUCUCUCUCUCCGCCUUUACCUUUUUCCCAGUUUCGUGUGUUUGGAGGUGAAAGAUGGGAGGGAGGGACCUGAAUUACAAGUUCGGACUGAGUGUGUGGCGAGCUUCCCGGUUGUUCGAUGGCGGCUGCGGAUUUUGCUCCUAGCUUUGGGGUUUGACUCUGGAUGAUACCUAGCCAUUGCAUUGAGUAUUGUAGAUCUGAACAGUUCGGAUUCUGUCGGUGAUGUUGCACUUCUAUAAUUUGCGCUUUUUCUUCCGCGGCAGCGGUGAGUAUAUAGUGUGAAGGGUUACAAAUGGAGGCUCGUUGGUGUCUCCUAAAACAGUUGCUUCUUUUGUGUUCUUUAUUAUCCUUCGCUGAUGCUAAUGUACGUCACAAACUCUCGAAAAGAGAGGCUCUAUCACCAACUACCACACUUUUCUAUACCCCUGCCAUGACAGAACUGCCUCUUCCCGCCAAUCCACUUUCGUUACACAAACAUCACCAUAUUCGUCUGAGCCCUCAUGGUGCACCUGCUCAACCUCCUAAUUAUGGCCAUUUUGAGACUUCUACUCCUCCCUCUAGCUCGGGUUUGUCCAGACCUUCUAUGGAGAAGAGUGGAUCAGUGUCUCCGAGCAAUCCACCUUCAUCAGAGACUGUGCCACCUCAACCUGAACCUAGCACUCUGCCUACUGGUUUAGCUCAGCCACCAUUAUCUCCUAGCUUUUCUAGUUGUUGUGGACCACACAUGGUACUCAAACGUGAGACCCAGGGCUGCCAUUGUGUGUAUCCAAUAAAGCUUGAAAUUCUCCUUUUGAACGUCUCAUCCAAUCCAGACUGGAAGUUUUUUCUGGAGCAGUUUUCGUCACAGCUUGGUCUAAGAGUGUCGCAGAUUGAGCUCAUUAACUUUUACAUUGUUGGAAUAUCUGGUUAUAACAUAUCAAUGGACAUAAUCCCACAUACGGGUAUAAGUUUUUCUUCCAAAGAAGCUGCAGGAAUAAAUUCUUCACUGUCAACGCACAAGGUCCGUCUGGACCCUGCAUUAGUGAGUGACUACAAGCUUCUCAACAUAACCUGGUUCAAGCCGCCUUUACUGCCUCAAGCUCCAAUUUCUGUAACAGCUUCAUCAGAAGGACCGCCCAACCUUCCAUCAAGUCCUUCUGCACUUGGCCCUUCAAAGAAAGUUAAACGUCCAAAUUUGAUUCUUGUCAUUGGACUCGGAGCUGUAAUCCUGAUAAUUGCUGCCAUCACUGUGGUUGUGCUUUGUUUCUGUAUAUCUCGCCAAGGGAAGCAUAUUGAACCUUUCAAAGAAAUAGAAAAACAAAGGAGUUUGGUAACAGUUCCAGCAGUGGGAUCGCUUCGCCAUCCAACAAGCACACGGUUUCUCACCUAUGAAGAACUAAAAGAGGCUACAAAUAACUUUGAGACAACUAGUAUUCUUGGCGAGGGUGGUUUUGGGAGAGUAUUCAAGGGUGUAUUAAGUGAUGGAACUGCUGUUGCGAUAAAGAGACUAAACAGUGGUGGACAGCAAGGGGAUAAAGAGUUCUUAGUUGAGGUUGAGAUGCUCAGUAGGCUGCAUCACCGUAACUUGGUGAAACUUGUGGGAUACUACAGUAAUCGUGACUCCUCACAGAACCUACUUUGCUACGAGCUUGUUCCAAAUGGAAGUUUGGAGGCUUGGCUCCAUGGGCCAUUGGGACUAAACUGUCCACUUGAUUGGGGCACAAGAAUGAAAAUUGCUCUCGAUGCUGCACGAGGACUUGCUUACUUGCAUGAGGACUCUCAACCUUGCGUCAUUCACAGAGAUUUCAAGGCGUCAAAUAUAUUGCUUGAGAACAACUUUCUUGCUAAAGUUUCAGAUUUUGGCCUUGCAAAACAGGCUCCUGAAGGCAGGGCAAACUACCUCUCAACCCGUGUCAUGGGAACUUUUGGCUAUGUCGCCCCCGAGUAUGCUAUGACUGGGCACCUGCUGGUCAAGAGUGAUGUUUACAGUUAUGGUGUGGUGCUUCUUGAGUUGCUGACAGGAAGAAAACCUGUAGAUAUGUCACAGCCUUCAGGGCAGGAGAACCUUGUCACCUGGGCUUGGCCAAUACUACGAGAGAAGGAUCGAUUGGAGGAACUUGCUGAUCCAAGACUCGAUGGCAAGUAUCCGAAAGAAGAUCUUUUCCGAGUGUGCACCAUUGCCGCAGCUUGUGUUGCCCCAGAAGCUAGCCAACGGCCUACUAUGGGGGAAGUGGUGCAGUCUCUCAAAAUGGUGCAACGAGUUACAGAGUAUCAGGAUUCUGCUGUGGCCUCCACUACUGCGCCCAAUCUUAGGCAGUCAUCUACAACCUUUGAGUCUGAUGGAACAUCAUCGAUUUUUUCUUCUGGUCCUUACUCCGGCUUUAGUUUUAGUGCCUUGGAUACUGAUCACAUCAAUAAAACAGCCCCAUUGUCUGAAGAUCUUCAGGAAGGGCGAUGAUCCCAUUUUUAUCGUCUUUCUUUUUUGGUCAAGUACUUGUUCUGAAAGCACCAGAGCUUUUUGAUCAACCCCGUCUUGUCUUGUGCUCGACUGCCUGAGAGGGUUGAUGAAGAAGUUCUACUGUCUUUGUCUGUGUCUUGGGUUUGUCCAUCCCAGAUAGAGAAAGGCUUGAGAUUGAGUUUUCCCAGUGUAGUAGUGCUAAUUCUCUGCAUGUUGAGAUGAGACAUUGUAUUGUAAUAUAUUGAUUUGGCUAUUAAGCUGGUUUUCCAUUGUUAUAUUUACUUAA